Molecule: messenger RNA, 7712 nt
Organism: Cuscuta epithymum
Lineage: Eukaryota; Viridiplantae; Streptophyta; Magnoliopsida; Solanales; Convolvulaceae
Source: the annotation of a GenBank genome assembly
AUUUGAUUGCAAACCAAAUAUCUCCCAUGUUCUUUUGUGAGCCACAUACUCUUUUAGCAUGUUUAGGGUCUCCUAAUACACUCCCCCUACACCCCAUUCGAACCCCCAAAGAGAUAAGAGAGCAAGGGAAUCCACACAACCCAAGAGAGAAGGAAGGAGGAGAGCAGUCCGCAGGUUCGUUCUCCAGUGCGUAGCUCUGAUUGUUUGAGCCAUAACUUGAGAUUUACUCAUCCAAAUAAGGCGUGCGAGAUACCAACAGAAAGCUCUCAAGACGAGGAAUCCGUGAAGGUCUGGUUUGCAUCAAUCGGAGUAGCGGAAGGCUUCCAAAUCGACCGAGCAAAACACGACCUCGCAGGAUACGUUUUUUGUAUUCAAAGUUAGGGAACGAUUUCAUCGGGAAACACCCGUUCUAGGGACUGUUUUUGUGUCUUCGGUUAGGAGUUGAACUAGCACUUUGAAGAGGCUGUUUAACACUCAAUUCCAAGCAAGGAAUCAGUUCUCAAUCUUCCUUGGCCGGGGCUUUGGUCAUUGGAUCGAGAAGGAAAGUCUUAAAGCUCAUUUGAGGUUGAGGCUAGAGCUUGCAUCCUGUGCUCGUUGAUCGAGUGAUCCCUCGGAGAGAAGACUUGAAAUGGACCGUGGUGGCAGGAUUACUAGGAGGAACCCGACCGGUCGUGUACCAGUGGAGACUGGAUAGGGCAGUCGAAGGACCUCUAGGGCAUCUAGAGGAGCUGGCCGUGGAGGCCGAUCACAGACCGUGAGUGACGGUCAUGUCGACACAGAAAGUGAAACCUACUGGUCCUAUGAGGACUCGACUUACCAACCGGAAACCGAGCCGGUUGAGACCCCUUACGAAGGGGAUGACGAUGAUGUGAGUGAUGAAGAAGGGGAGAACGACUCCCUAGCAAGGAUUGAGGCGCUGCUCCAGCAAUAUCAGCGGGAGCGCGAGGAAAGGAGGGAACGCCGAAGGCGCCGAGGAGGGCGAACUUCGGGUGGGGCUUCAAGAGGAAGAAGCCAUGGCGACUCUAGGGCCCACAUUGAACCACAUGGGGGCCGGGGUGAUGGAGGUCCGAUCAUAAGGAUCUCCAAAUACCUCAAAGAGGCACGAGACUUGGGGUGCAAACCCUUCAAUGGAGCAGGUGACAUCUCGGUCGCCGCGGAAUGGAUCAAGAGGUUGAACGAAGCAGCCCUUGAUAUGCAACUCACCCCCGAAUUCAAGCUAAGGGUGGCGGUAAGAUUGCUUGAAGGGAUGGCAUCCACAUGGUGGGACGGAGCUAAGGGGAAGUAUGGCAAUGUUGUGACUUGGGAGAAUUUCCGGCAGGAGUUCUUUGCCUAGUACUAUUCUGAUUUUGAGGUGAACGCUAAGAGAAGGGAGUAUACCCUCCUGACCCAAGGUGGCAAAAUGACGGUGAGGCAACUUGAGCACAAAUUCAGGGAGCUCGCGGAGUUCAUACCGGAGUAUGUCUGUGACGAGAACCGGAUGGUGAACCACUUCUGGGAUGCUCUGGACUUGGAAAUACGUGAUAGAGCAACACAAUUGCCUAACAUGACGUUUGCCCAAGUAGUCAACCAAGGGUUGAAAGGGGAAAAACAGUGGGAGGAGAGGAAGAAGAGAGACGCCGAGGAGGCGAAAAAGAGAAAGUGGGAGAGUCAUGGCUCCCAAGGUUCCAACAAAAAGGGGAACCAUGGAGGAGGAUCUUUCCGGGCACCACCGCCACCAUCUAGGGGGAACCAAGGCCCAAGUGGGCAAGGCUCGAGGUCACAGGCCUCAGUGGUAACCCGUUGCAACAAUUGCAAGAAGAACCACUCCGGUAAGUGUCGCGACCCCCCUAGAUGUUUCCAAUGCGGGGAUGCUGGGCAUUUGAAGGCGCAUUGCCCACAAUUGGGUGGGGCAAGGACACCGGGACCGAGCAGUGGUCCUACGGGUACACGGAAUCAAACCGGGGCUUCUCAAGCAAGCAGGGGACAAGGGGGAGCAAGUGCGAGCAACGCGCCAUCCGUGAACCAAGGAAGGACCCAGGCUAGGGUCUAUGCGAUGACGGAGGCGGACGCUCAAGCUAACCCGGACUCCGUUGCAGGUAUUGCCUCUCGUAUACUAGUGUUUUGUCCUUAAUUAGUCCAUAAAUUGAGGUUACUAGUUGUUAGGAUCAUUGCACGAAGUUUUGGGGUCGAACCGGGAAGAUUUCGGACCAUUUCGGGCUGUUUUCGCCUAGGCACGAUCGUGCCUAAGGCACGCACGAUCGUGCCUACAAGGCAGUAGCUGCCUGCGCUUUUCCCCGACCCAGACACGAUCGUGCAUAAGGCAGGCACGAUCGUGCCUCCAAGGCAGUAGCUUCCCAGGAUUUUCCCCGACCCAGGCACGAUCGUGCCUAAGGCAGGCACGAUCGUGUCUCCAAGGCAGUAGCGUCCUGGGCUUUUUCCCAAGCCAGGCACGAUCGUGCCUACCCCAGGCACGCCGUGCCUGGCACCCAGACUGCCGAAGUGCGAUUUUUUCGCACCGUUUUGCGACGUUAAGACUUUUUCUUGAUCCCUAACGUGCGUGUGAACAUUGUAACCUUCUAUAAAUGAGUAGGGAGGGUAGGAAAGAUGUCUUACAUGGUUCAUGAAUGUAGGGACACUAAAGAUUAAUGGGAAGGAUGCGUGAAUCCUUAUCGAUACCGGGGCGCAACGUUCAUUUGUGAAUGAAGCAUUCGCCAAGAGAUUGGAAGUGCAAUCCGCACCAUUGAUGCAAACCUUAGUGGUAUCAACACCACUAGGGGAUGACGUGGAAAGAACUUGUUACUAUCCAUCUUGUGGGGUGGAAGUUAAUGGUCAAACCCUGACGUGUGACUUCGUACCGCUGAGCAUGAUCGAAUUCGAUGCAAUCCUAGGGAUGGAUUGGCUAGAAAGGAACCAUGCUAGGGUAGAUUGCUACACGAAGGUUCUUGAACUCGAAGGCAAUGAUGGGGAGACCCUACGCUUCGAGGGCGAUCGAGGGAGAUCAAAUAGCUGUAUCAUAUCCGCCGUGAGAGCGAGAAGUAUGAUGAGAAAGGGAUGCCACGCAUAUCUAGCAUACGUGGUUGACAAAACCAAAGAGGAAACGAACAUCGAUGACGUGAGGGUGGUUUGUAAGUAUCUGGAUGUCUUCCCUAAAGGCCUACCGGGGCUUCCACCUGAUAGGGAGAUUGAAUUUGUGAUCGAGGUUGAGCCCAGUACCAAACCAAUCUCCAUACCGCCAUAUCGUAUGGCACCCGCUGAGCUUAACGAGUUGAAAACCCAAUUGCAAGAGCUUUUGGAUAAUGGUUUCAUUAGACCCAGCCACUCCCCGUGGGGGGCACCAGUUCUUUUUGUGAAGAAGAAAGAUGGGACACUUCGAAUGUGCAUUGACUAUCGUCAACUGAACAAGGUCACAAUCAAGAAUAGGUAUCCUCUGCCUAGGAUUGAUGACCUGUUUGAUCAACUACGAGGAGCAACCGUGUUUUCGAAGAUUGACUUGAGGUCGGGGUACCAUCAAUUGAAGAUUAAGGAAGAUGACAUACCAAAGAGUGCUUUCCGCACAAGGUAUGGGCAUUUUGAGUUCCUUGUUAUGUCGUUUGGGUUAACAAACGCCCCAGCGGCAUUCAUGGACUUGAUGAACCGAGUAUUCCAUAAAUACUUGGAUCGAUUCGUGAUUGUGUUCAUCGAUGACAUCUUGAUUUACUCAAAGAGUGAAGAAGAGCACGAGGAGCACUUGAUACUUGUUCUAGAGACACUACGGGAGAAGCAACUUUAUGCCAAAUUUUCUAAAUGUGAAUUUUGGCUAAAGGAAAUUGGCUUUCUCGGGCACGUGGUUUCGGGAUCGGGAAUUGCUGUUGAUAACAAGAAGAUAGAAGCCAUUACCGGAAGGGAGAGGCCAAAGAACGUCAAGGAAAUUCGUAGUUUCCUUGGAUUGGCAGGCUACUACAGAAAGUUCGUGGAGAAGUUCUUCGUUUUGGCAUCGCCAUUGACGAAGCUCACUCGUAAAGGAGCUAAGUUUGUAUGGGAUGACAAAUGUGAGAAAGGGUUCAUGGAACUAAAGAAGAGAUUGACUGAGGCACCGGUACUUGCAUUACCUAAACAAGGUGUGGGGUACGAUGUCUAUAGCGAUGCGAGCAUCCAAGGGCUUGGAUGUGUACUGAUGCAGAAUGGGAGGGUAAUCGCCUAUGCUUCACGACAGUUGAAGAAGCAUGAAGUGAAUUAUCCUACUCAUGAUUUGGAGCUGGGGGCAGUGGUGUUUGCACUAAAGAUAUGGAGACAUUAUCUCUACGGGGAGACAUGUCACAUAUACACUGAUCACAAGAGCUUGAAGUACGUGUUUACUCAGAAAGAGCUAACAUGAGACAGAGACGGUGGAUGGAGCUGAUAAAAGACUACCAUCUAGUGAUAGAGUAUCACCCAGGCAAGGCAAACGUGGUGGCAGAUGCUUUGAGCCGGAAGAGCUCGUCUGGGGCAUUGCUAGCUAAUUUGAGGGCAUUAAGAGCCCAACUGGAGGUAUCCAGCGAUGGUGCCUUAUUGGCACGAUUCGAAGUGAGACCGACCUUACUUGAUGAGAUCAAGAAGGGUCAAGAGACUGACGCAGAAUUUAUGAAGGUCCGGGAACGCAUGCAAGCGGGACUGGUGGAGGAUUUCAGGGAAAGAGAUGACGGUCUCUUGUUAUUUCGUGACCGAGUGUGUGUGCCGUCAGAUGAUGAGCUCCGAAAGUCCAUCUUAGAGGAGGCUCAUUCAUCGGCUUAUGCCAUGCACCCGGGGGGCACGAAAAUGUACCGUGAUUUGAAAGAAAGUUACUGGUGGUCUGGAAUGAAGAGGGAAAUAGCCGAGUACAUCAGUCGAUGCCUUACUUGUCAACAAGUUAAGGCAGAACAUCAGCAUCCAGCAGGCUUGUUACAACCACUUUCCAUUCCUGAGUGGAAGUGAGAACAUGUGACUAUGGAUUUCGUGGUAGGUUUACCACGGACAAUUCGGAACUACGAUGCAGUUUGGGUUGUUGUGGAUAGGCUCACAAAGAGUGCACACUUCUUGCCUAUCAACACUACCUACCCACUUGAGAGGUUAGCCAAAUUGUAUACGGAUGAGAUCGUGAGGCUGCAUGGGGUCCCAGUGACCAUUGUAUCCGAUAGAGACCCACGAUUCACAUCACGUUUUUGGCCGAAAUUUCAAGAGUCUAUGGGAACGAGGUUGAAGUUCAGUACUGCAUUCCAUCCACAGACGGAUGGGCAGUCUGAAAGGGUUAUACAGAUCUUAGAGGAUAUGCUGAGGGUUUGUGCGUUAGAGUUCCAAGGAAGUUGGGACAACCACUUAGCACUCGUGGAGUUUUCCUAUAACAACAGUUAUCAGGAAAGUAUCGGCAUGCCUCCAUAUGAAGCAUUGUAUGGGAGGAGGUGUCGUACACCGUUAUGCUGGGACGAGGUUGGCAUGGCCAAACUCGAGGGUACUGAGUUGGUUGAGAUCACCAAGUCAAAGGUGAAGUUGAUUCGAGAGAGACUCAAAGCGGCUCAGGAUAGACAAAAGAGUUAUGCGGAUAAGCGUCGAAGAACCUUAGAGUUUAAGGUUGAUGACGAGGUAUUCUUGAAAGUUUCUCCUUGGAAAGGAAUCAUUCGAUUCCAAACCCGAGGGAAGCUUAACCCACGAUACAUAGGUCCAUUCAGAAUUAUAGAGAGGAUUGGGGCCGUUGCAUAUCGUCUACAGUUGACUCCUGAAUUAGAGAAGAUACAUAAUGUGUUUCAUGUAUCCAUGCUUAAGAAGUAUGUACAUGAUCCCUCCCACGUAUUGGAAAAGCCGCCUGUAGAGGUACGUGAGGAUCUGAACUACGCUGUGCAACCAAUCAAGGUCACCGAUAGAAAGGUGAAGAAACUGAGGAGCAAAGAAGUCCCAAUGGUUAAAGUACUUUGGAAGAGCGAUCGGGUCGAAGAAGAGACUUGGGAAACAGAGGCUUUGAUGAGGAAGCAGUAUGCUUUCCUAUUCGAGUAGAGCUGUGAAUUUCGGGGACGAAAUUCCUGUUAAGGGGGGGUGAACUUGUGACAUCGCACCCGAACGUCCUUGAAAAUUCAACUUAAAUUCAAAUUUAUGUAUUGAAUUUCCGAUCUCCAAACAAUUGUAAACGAUUAAUGUUCUACGUAGUGCAUGGUUAAAUAGCGUACUGUUCAAACUCGUACAUUACUUAUUCGGGACUUAUUAAUAAAUAAAAGAGCCCAACAUUAUCCAAAUAGUGAUACAUAGUCUUUCAAGACAAUUUGAGGAAGGUCGGGCGGCCCAAACAUUAUUUUGGGCCCAACCUGCUAAAAAUAGCAAGUAUUCGGGAAUGGCGUUCUAGACCCACUCGGGAGUGACCCACACGGCUAGUAGCCCAAUAAUAUGCAUGACAAAUGUCAAAUAAGUGAUAGAAUGACUAAAGAAGAAUACAAAUGCCUAUAACCAAAUCUUUGGCAUUAUUGAGCUAAAUAAUGGGAGUAGGAUUUUCCUUCUAUAAUAUCCACCAAGUAAAUUAUUGAGAUGAGCCUACACAUAUUGGAGAUCAAUAAUGUGAUUUAGGAAGUUGACUUGUUCUAAAUAAAUUAGGAUGAGUACAAAAAGACAUCUUUGACAAAAGAUAAAACAAUAGGACCCAUCUUCCUAUUUUUGGAAGUAUUGGUGGAUAUUUUGGACCCCAAGAUGAAUGGGAUAAAUUGGGAACCAUUCCACAUGGACUUAGUACCUGCAAAACAAAUGAAAAGAGGUGAGAAGACUAUAUGGGGUGGACUCUUGGCUCACAUGCACAAAAACUCCAAGAGAAAACAAAAGGGGGAGGUCCACCCCAUAUUUGAUUGCAAACCAAAUAUCUCCCAUGUUCUUUUGUGAGCCACAUACUCUUUUAGCAUGUUUAGGGUCUCCUAAUACACUCCCCCUACACCCCAUUCGAACCCCCAAAGAGAUAAGAGAGCAAGGGAAUCCACACAACCCAAGAGAGAAGGAAGGAGGAGAGCAGUCCGCAGGUUCGUUCUCCAGUGCGUAGCUCUGAUUGUUUGAGCCAUAACUUGAGAUUUACUCAUCCAAAUAAGGCGUGCGAGAUACCAACAGAAAGCUCUCAAGACGAGGAAUCCGUGAAGGUCUGGUUUGCAUCAAUCGGAGUAGUGGAAGGCUUCCAAAUCGACCGAGAAAAACACGACCUCGCAGGAUACGUUUUUUGUAUUCAAAGUUAGGGAACGAUUUCAUCGGGAAACACCCGUUCUAGGGACUGUUUUUGUGUCUUCGGUUAGGAGUUGAACUAGCACUUUGAAGAGGCUGUUUAACACUCAAUUCCAAGCAAGGAAUCAGUUCUCAAUCUUCCUUGGCCGGGGCUUUGGUCAUUGGAUCGAGAAGGAAAGUCUUAAAGCUCAUUUGAGGUUGAGGCUAGAGCUUGCAUCCUGUGCUCGUUGAUCGAGUGAUCCCUCAGAGAGAAGACUUGGUUCGUGCUUCCUCCAUUCUAUUUGAAACAUUAAUGAAUUUGCUCAUGGACAUUUUACUAUAGAGCCUGCGUGCUCAUGAAUAGCCCUGUGUGGCUCUUUUGUUUUAAACAAUGUUUUCCGCUGCGUUAUGAAUUACUUAUUAUGUUUGUUUAUUAAUGUUAUAUGUGUGAAUGAUAUUCAUGACGCCUUGUAUAAUAUGAAUGUGUUGGACUGCGGUUGACUAUUCGUAUUGUACGGCGGGUUGUUGACGUGUCCGGGUAGGUCCGGGGCGUGACAUUUCCAAUGUAUGACGAUAAC